UAUUAUAUUAACCCCAUGACUGCAUAACCGUUACAUCAAAGAUACUUUUGAGUUUGUUAACCAAUUCAAACGACCCACAGUGCCACCUGGUGGAAUGCUUUUCUCGGUGGAUGCCGGUGUCCUGGACACAAACACAGAGACCCGCUUUGGGCUGAAAGCGGUACGGGACAUUUUUAAUCGGCACCCGGACCCCACGAGGCCGGAUGAGGCCCUCCUCACGCUUUGAGGAUGAGGUCUGACUAAGAAUGACUUUGAGGUGAACUCAGAGACAUUUCUACAGAUUCAUGGCACCGCCAUGGGCAAAGAGGUUGCCCCGCCUCUGCGAACAUCUACAUGGCGGACUGGGAACGUACAGAGUUCCCUAAAUGCGUCCAGUUACCGAGCCUUUACAUAAGAUACUUAGAUGAUAUCUUUGGGAUCUGGAAACAUUCCAGAGCUGCUUUCAACGAUUUCAUUGCGGUCUUCAAUAAUCACUGUCCGUCAAUCUCUGUUCAAUCUAAAACUAGAGAACAUUGAAUUCCUGGAUACGGAGGUGUUCAUGGUGAAAAAAGAAAAGUGAGAGAGUGGUCUGGGGACCAGCCGCCAUGCACCGUCACACAGAUCCAGUUCCCACCCCAAACACACACUCAGGGGGACGAGGUACCACAGGAUCGGUGCGGGGGCACAGGACGCCGAGUUAGGGACAGGGAUCCUGUCUCGGUUGUUGAGGGGGCGGGGCUAGAGUAGGACAUUCCCUGGAACAUCAAAAGGGAGGUCCGGCAAGGUAGAACCCCAUCCCAGGGAGACCACCAACAGGGUACGGAACCCCUUGACCGCCACAUUCUCCUUGACCUCCAGGAACUUUAACACAAGGGCCAAGAACCACAUCAAGAGGGCCCAGGACCACUUCAAGAGGACCCAGGACCACAUCAAGAGGGCCCAGGGCCACUUCAAGAGGGCCCAGGACCACUUCAAGAGGGCCCAGGACCACUUCAAGAGGGCCCAGGACCACAUCAAGAGGGCCCAGGGCCACUUCAAGAGGGCCCAGGACCACUUCAAGAGGACCCAGGGCCACAUGAAGAGGACCCAGGACCACUUCAAGAGGACCCAGGACCACUUCAAGAGGACCCAGGACCACAUCAAGAGGACCCAGGACCACAUCAAGAGGACCCAGGACCACAUCAAGAGGACCCAGGACCACUUCAAGAGGACCCAGGACCACUUCAAGAGGACCCAGGACCACAUCAAGAGGGCCCAGGGCCACAUCAAGAGGGCCCAGGGCCACUUCAAGAGGACCCAGGACCACAUCAAGAGGACCCAGGACCACAUCAAGAGGACCCAGGACCACUUCAAGAGGACCCAGGACCACAUCAAGAGGACCCAGGACCACAUCAAGAGGACCCAGGACCACAUCAAGAGGACCCAGGACCACAUCAAGAGGACCCAGGACCACUUCAAGAGGACCCAGGACCACAUCAAGAGGGCCCAGGGCCACAUCAAGAGGGCCCAGGGCCACUUCAAGAGGGCCCAGGGCCACAUGAAGAGGACCCAGGACCACUCCAAGAGGACCCAGGACCACUCCAAGAGGACCCAGGACCGUGUGCCAUUGUUGGCAAAUUUUAAAAUCAUAGCAGCUUUGAGAAGAAAUAAGAACUUUGAAGACAUUAGUACAUUCUUCCCUGGGAAGGAAACAUGAGAAGGAAAAACAUGCAGGACAUUUUAGAACCAUCACAUAGUGAACUCUCCCCUGAGGGACCAGGUCCCCGAGCCAGACUCCUCGGUGGAAUGCCGAGCUGUGCAAAGUUGUGCAUUGGCCAAACCAAAACCAGCUGAGUCACCAGAUUAAAUCCACACGUAUACAUGACUGUCUCAAAACACCAACCUGUAUGAGCCCUCAUGGGGCUGGAGUCGGCCCCCUGGUGGUCAGACCGGCAAAGGCUGCAAAGGAAAGGAAGUGGAUUGGGAUAUUAAAAACAUUGUAUCCCCCACAGCCUGAACCACAUCUAGUAGGAAACCAGCUACUCUGGCCUUACCUGUUCUCCAUUGGGAGACCUCGAGGGACACCCGUCAGAACAUAAUAGCAGUAAAUAAAUAAAUAUACACCCACUGGUCAAUAAACUAGGAAUAUAGUUUGAGCCCCCGAGCCAGCAUACUACCUAAGGGCAGGUACAGAUCUGUUAUACCCUGAUCCUGGAUCCUGAACCCUGACCAGGGUCUCUGGGGGUCUCUGAGGGCUGUGAUAGGGUUGUUUGGGAGUUUUUAUUGAUCCGAUGUGAGGUCAAAGGCCAGGGAUAUCUUUAUGUACAGAUUGUAAAGCACUCUGAGGCAAAUUUGUGAGAAUGGGCUAUCCAAAUAAAGUGAAUUGAAUUGGGAGUCUCUGAGGGUCUGUGCAGACCUACAGCUUUUUACAGACCUUGUUUCAGAGAUGUGGAACGCUGCUUCUCCAUGUUUAGUUCUGAAUCUGGGGACCAGGAAGUAGACCUGUCCCAGACCACCUAAGGAGUCUGGAUGGUUCAUAAGGGAGAAGCAGGUCACACGUGUGUAGGCCCUAAACCAUUCAGGGCUUCAUUGACCAGUUCUUUGUUGGACAGGAAGCCAGUGCAGCGACCUGAGAACUGGACUGAUGUGAUCCACUUUCCUGGUCUUAGUAGGACUGGAGCUGCAGCGUUCCGACUGACUGAAGAUAAACGGACAAGUUUAGUCCCCUAACCCUUGAUAUGGUGUUCAGGCUGAUUGUGUGACGGUCUUGAUAUGUUCAGGUGCAGGUCUGAAUCCAUAACCACGAGAACAAAAAGACAAACGACAACUACAGAAGUAUAAAGACGACCACAACGAGACAGAAACAACCACAUAGAGGCCACAGGGACACCCAAUGAAACACAGCAUCUCUUUACCAGCCACAUCAGUCCGCUGUAAAGCAGCAGGAUUAUUUGUAUGCUUUGAUUCUACAUUUAUUCCCACAUUGAAUCUUUCUUCUCCAACACGUUUGCAUGUGUUUGUGCUUCUUCCGUUUCAGAGGGGAA
Pseudoliparis swirei is the source of this 3002-nucleotide messenger RNA. RefSeq names its product leucine zipper protein 4-like. The transcript has a single exon. Bases 1055 to 1675 code for a protein of 206 amino acids. The record is from RefSeq and is a predicted model, not a curated record. Lineage: Eukaryota; Metazoa; Chordata; Actinopteri; Perciformes; Liparidae.